Molecule: messenger RNA, 6703 nt
Organism: Gasterosteus aculeatus aculeatus (three-spined stickleback)
Lineage: Eukaryota; Metazoa; Chordata; Actinopteri; Perciformes; Gasterosteidae
Gene: pxdn
Product: peroxidasin
Biological process (GO): response to oxidative stress
Molecular function (GO): peroxidase activity; protein binding; heme binding
Source: RefSeq, a predicted model, not a curated record
CUCCCCCCCGGUCUCGCUGACCGUGGUGUGGGUGUGCGUGCUAGCGGCAGCUAGCGGUCUGCGCACGGCUCACUAGCUAGCAAUGGCGCUGCGGGCUGGCCAGCUUCUCCCUCCGUGUGUGCUCGCGCUGUCUUUGUUGUUGCUCGCCAGCGGCCCGCGGCUCGCGCUCUGCUGCCCGAGUCGCUGUUUGUGCUUCCGAACCACCGUGAGAUGUAUGCAUCUGAACCUGGACACCGUGCCGGCUGUGUCGCCGCAGACCACCAUUCUAGACCUGAGGUUCAAUAAAAUCAAGGAUUUACAACCAGCCUCCUUCAGACGACUAAAGAACCUCAACACACUCCUCCUCAACAACAAUCAUGUACAAAGGAUCCCCAGGGGGGCGUUUGAAGACCUGGAAAACCUCAAAUACCUCUAUUUGUACAAGAAUGAAAUCCAAUCAAUUGACAGACAAGCAUUUAAGGGGCUUGUCUCUCUUGAGCAACUGUACCUGCACUUCAACAACAUCGAGUCUCUGGAACCACAAUCAUUCACUCACCUUCCAAAGCUGGAACGACUGUUUUUGCACAACAACAGAAUCUCCCAGCUGGUCCCAGGAACCUUCUCUCAUCUUCAGGCCAUGAAGCGACUGCGGCUGGAUUCCAACGCGUUAAACUGUGACUGUGAGCUGCUGUGGCUGGCCGACCUGCUGAAGCAGUACGCCGAGUCGGGCAACGCUCAGGCUGCUGCCACCUGUGACUACCCGAGCCGCCUGCAGGGCCGAUCGGUGGCGACGCUCACCGCAGAGGAGCUCAACUGUGAGGUACCGAGGAUCACCUCACAGCCCCAGGAUGUCGAUGUGACAUCUGGCAACACUGUCUACUUCACCUGCAGGGCUGAAGGCAACCCCAAACCACAGAUCAUCUGGCUCAGGAACAACAAUGCUCUGAACAUGCGCGAUGACAGUCGGCUGAACCUGCUGGAGGACGGGACGCUGAUGAUUCAGAACACCAGGGAGACGGACCAGGGAGUCUACCAGUGCAUGGCCAAAAAUGUGGCUGGCGAAGUCAAGACUUCACAGGUCACGCUGCGAUACUUUGGAGCCCCCUCACGGCCAAGUUUUGUGAUCCAGCCCCAGAACACUGAGGUGCUGGUGGGAGAGAGCGUGACCCUGGAGUGCAGCGCCACGGGCCAACCACAGCCCCGGGUGACCUGGACCAAGGGGGACCGCACACCCCUUCCCAACGACGCCCGCAUCAACACCACCCCCUCCGGAGGGCUUUAUAUCCAGAACGUGGACCUGACGGAUGGGGGACAUUACACCUGUUUUGCCUCCAACAAUGUUGAUACCAUACACGCUACAGCGUAUAUCAUUGUACAAGCGAUCCCCCAGCUCACUGUCAGUCCACAGGACCAGUCAGUCCUGGAGGGUCACACGGUGGACUUUCCCUGUGAGGCUAGUGGUUCCCCCCAGCCGGUGAUUGCUUGGACCCGUGGGGGCAGUCCGUUACCCCUAGACCGCCGGCAUGUGGUCCUGGCCUCCGGCACUCUCCGCAUCACUCGCGUGGCGGCCCACGACGAGGGCCAGUACGAGUGCCAGGCGGUCAGCCCCCUGGGGACUGUGCGCUCCGCCGUGCAGCUCAGCAUCCAGCAGAGAGUAACGCCUGUUUUCACAAAUGCUCCAAGGGACCUGACGGUGGAGUCUGGCCAGGAUGUCCAGAUUCCCUGCAGCGCUCAGGGCCAGCCACAACCUGUCCUCACCUGGAACAAGGACGGUGUGCAGGUGACUGAGAGUGGGAAGUUCCACAUAAGUCCCGAGGGUUAUCUAGAGGUAAAGGACGUGGGCACUGCUGACGGCGGACGCUACGAGUGUGUCGCUCGCAAUCCCAUCGGCUAUCAGGUCGCCGGCAUGGUGCUCACUGUCACAGUCCCUGCAGUCAGCAGGGAGGGCGACCCCUUUGUGAGCACGUCCAUCGAGCAGGCCAUCCGCAAUGUGGACAGCGCCAUUGAGUCGACGCGGAGACGCCUCUUCGAUGGUCAGCCUCGUACGCCAGGAGAGCUGCUGGCACUCUUCCGGUAUCCACGUGACCCCUACACGGUGGAGCAGGCCCGUGCCGGGGAGAUCUUUGAGCAGACUCUUCUGCUCAUCCAGAACCACGUGAACCAGGGUCUCACCGUCGACACCAACGGCACCGCAUUCCGCUACAACGACCUGGUGUCCCCUCACUUUCUGGACGUGAUCGCCAACCUUUCGGGCUGCACGGCCCACCGUCGCUUCAACAACUGCUCCGACAUCUGCUUCCACCAGAAGUACCGCAGCCACGACGGCACCUGCAACAACCUGCAGCACCCCAUGUGGGGCGCCUCGCUCACGGCCUUCGAGCGACUCCUGAAGUCGGUCUACGACAAUGGCUUCAACCUCCCGAGGGGGGCCACCGAGCAGCAGCACAACGGAUACAGGCUGCCGCUGCCGAGGUUGGUGUCGACCGCCAUGAUUGGAACGGAGACCAUCACUCCUGACGACCGCUACACCCACAUGCUGAUGCAGUGGGGCCAGUUCCUGGACCAUGACAUGGACUUGACAGUGGCGGCCCUCAGCCAAUCGCGGUUCUCCGACGGUCAGCUGUGCACUCAGGUAUGCACCAAUGACCCGCCAUGCUUCCCGAUCCAGUUCCCGGCCAAUGACCCCAAGCAGCUGAGGAGUGGCGCCCGCUGCAUGUUCUUUGUCCGGUCCAGCCCCGUGUGCGGCAGCGGGAUGACCUCUCUCCUGAUGAACAGCGUGUACCCCAGAGAGCAGAUCAACCACCUGACCUCUUACAUCGAUGCUUCAAAUGUCUACGGCAGCUCGCGCCACGAAUCUGAGGAAAUUCGAGAUUUGGCCAGCCAAAGGGGUCUGCUGCGCCAAGGCAUCAUCCAGCGGACGGGCAAGCCUCUUCUGCCCUUUGCUGCCGGACCUCCCACUGAGUGCAUGAGAGAUGAAAACGAGAGUCCAAUCCCUUGCUUCUUAGCUGGCGAUCACCGCGCCAACGAGCAGCUGGGUCUGACCGCCAUGCACACCGUGUGGUUCAGAGAACACAACCGGGUAGCUACAGAGUUACUGAGACUCAACCCCCACUGGGACGGGGACACCAUCUACCACGAGGCCAGAAAGAUCGUGGGGGCCCAGAUGCAGCACAUCACCUACAAGCACUGGUUGCCAAAGAUCCUGGGGGAGGCCGGCAUGAAGCUGAUCGGCCCAUACACCGGUUACAACCCCAAUGUCAACACCGGCAUCCUCAACGCUUUCGCCACGGCUGCGUUCCGCUUCGGGCACACCCUCAUCAACCCGAUACUCUACAGGUUGGACGAGGACUUCCAGCCCAUCCCCCAGGGACACAUCUCCCUGCACCGGGCCUUCUUCUCCCCGUUCCGCAUCGUGAACGAGGGCGGCAUCGACCCGCUGCUUCGCGGGCUCUUUGGUGUCGCCGGCAAAAUGCGGGUCACCACGCAGCUGCUGAAUACGGAGCUGACUGAGAGGCUUUUCUCCAUGGCACACGCUGUGGCUCUGGAUCUGGCUGCCAUGAACAUACAGAGGGGAAGGGACCACGGUAUACCACCGUACAAUGAUUACAGGGUCUUCUGCAACCUGACCUCGGCUCAGACCUUCGACGACCUGAGGAACGAAAUUAAGAAUCCUAACGUCAGAGAGAAGCUGCAGAGGUUGUAUGGCAGUCCUAUGAACAUCGACCUGUUCCCCGCUCUGAUGGCUGAAGACUUGGUCCCCGGCAGCAGAGUGGGGCCCACCCUCAUGUGUCUGCUGGCAACCCAGUUUAAACGGCUGCAGGAGGGAGACAGGUUCUGGUAUGAAAACCCAGGCGUAUUCUCUCCCGCCCAGCUGACACAGCUGAAGCAGGCUUCUCUGACGCGGGUGCUGUGCGACAACGGGGACAACAUCACACGCGUCCAGCAGGACGUUUUUAGGGUGGCCGAGCUUCCCCACGGCUACGGGAGCUGUGACGACAUCCCUCACAUUGACCUGCGCAUGUGGCAGGACUGCUGUGAAGACUGCAGAACCAAGGGUCAGUUCAACGCUCUGUCGUACCACUUCAGAGGACGCAGGUCCGCUGAGCACAGCUACAAAGAGCAGACGAGCUCACUGGAGAAAGCCGGACCAAGAAUUGUAAACGUUACUGAGACCUCCAAAGAAACCGCUGAACCGUCAAUCAACGACUUCCAGGACUUUGUGUCUGACAUGCAGAAGACAAUCACAAGUUUACGAAAGCAGAUCAAAAGACUCGAGACCCGUCUGAGCAAGACCGACUGCACCGACAGUGAGGGACGUGAGCGCAAGGACGGAGAGCGCUGGAAGCAGGACUCCUGCACCAUCUGUGACUGCAGAGACACCCAGAUGACAUGCUUUGUGGAGUCUUGUCCACCAGCUGAGUGCAAACGGCCCGUCAAGCUAAAAGGCUCCUGCUGCCCGGUGUGCCACCAACUGGCCACCAAGCCGCCUCAAGUGGACCCCCCCCACGAAUAAUCCUCAGGACCUCCCGCCCUCCCACACCUGACCAACAUACUGCAGUGGCUGAAAGUCACACCCAGAUAAACCCAGAGAUCAGAUGGGACUCAUGAAGGUGUGUCGAUCCACAGCCACCAAUCGCCUGUUUUUGUUUUGUUUCAUUUUGUAUUCUUCUUCGUUAAGGGGGGAGGGGAGGCCAUUUCAUUUUUUGGGUGGUCGUUGCACCAGGGACAGUGGCCUUAGGCGCGGUUUAUAUUGUGGCCAGUGAUCAUUAAACGGAUGAUGUUCUGAACCCAUGGGCAGGCAGGAGGAUUGUUAACCACCGAUGGACAGAGGUCUUCUCCUCGCCGGGGGCCCCCGGAGGCCCCCGGGGCUCCUGAGGUGUAACCCGCCCGUAACACGUAGUGACGAAACGCAGGGCCACAUGCCGUCGACCAGCAGGGAAGGGAAGUAGAUUGUCUCAAUAAGUUUCUCAGGUUAGAGAUGCCAAAAACUGGUGCUAUUUCCCCCCCUUUUUAUUCAUGAUUUUAAUCACUAAAUACAAACUUUAGGUAUUGUCUUUUGUACGCAAAACAACCUAUAAACGCUCAGUAUAUGCCUUUUUAUGAUCACAAUUGAGAGGAUGGUUUCCUUCAAACUAAACUUUUUAUAAUUAGAUUUACUUCAUCUUUUACUCAUGGUGCUUUUUAUCAAGUCAUGCAUUUGUUUUUUCCCCGCUCCUUUUUACACAAAACGCUUACAUAUGAAGAUAAUGUGAAGCCCUAGGAACAUGUUCUAAAUGCAAAAGACGUGUCUACUGAUCACUGCUCCUCUUUCCAUGGACAACUUGUUGGUGGACUCUGCUGGCCUGUCCUGAACUUGAGUGAAGUGGAGACGCGGGGACACUCACACCACCUCUUGCACUGUUGUGCUCCUUUCCAAGUUUCAUUUUGAAAGCAGUGAAAGAUGCUCCAUUUUUUUACCACUGUAAUGUUGUGAACUUUGACCCAGUAUUUUCCUCGGCCUCCUAAAGCCAAAUGUAUGAUGUGGAUCUUUCUAAAGUGUGUAUCUGUGAAACUACGUCUGAAUGUUGAGAUGAGGUUAGGACGUAGCCGUUCUUUUCCAUGUAUAGUCUCCAGUCCCCCGACUACACGCGACUGAAGGACUGCGACCACACUGCAGCUGUCCUGUUCCUGCUGAGACGAGGACACGCUCGCACGCCUUCCUUUGUCCAGCAUCCACUCCGCCUCCGCCUUCUCCCACGUCAGCAGUUUUUUUUUUUUUUUUUCCUCCUGUGUUCAGCGCUUGGAUAUUUCCCCGCGCGGUGUUGAAAUAGUUGAAUGCUGGUCCCGCUCAGGUUUCCAUGUGGGGGGAAAUUAAGUGUGCUUCCUGGGGUGACGUCGUUCGGGUGGCUUGGGUGGAGCGCGGUCCGCCGACGCUGACCCUCAUUCCGCUGUAAUGGAAGCCAUAUGAGAGGGGAGGCGUGGGGGGGAGAGGGCCGCUCAUGGUUGGGAUACAGUGUCAAAACUAGUCUCUGGUGGUGCCAAUGUGAGAUGUACUGGCCCCCGUCAGCCGGCCCUGAACUCUGUUCCUGUUUGGCUCCUGGUUAUGGUGAAGAGGCUGCAGCCACAGUCUUCCCUUCCAUUGUUUUCUUUAAGAAGCGAGCAGCUGUAACCAAACAGAGGAAAUACUCUCCAGAAUGUUGGAUGUUGUACUUGUCAAUUGGUAUCAUAUCAAAUGUUUAAACAAACUGCACCGGUUUGUGCCUCAAACUGUGUUUACAUCCCUUUAAGCAUUACUUCCUGAAUGUGGCUCUUCCAGCAGCGCCUACAUGUACACGUCUUGGUGUGCCACGGUGUGGACGUCUCAAUGGAAUAAAUAUAUUUUCAUAUAUUUCCAUCAACAUUGUGUAUGAAUAAGUGUCUUUCUUAUUUGCAGGCUUUAUGCAUUUUGGCCAGAGUCCCAAGGUUCCCCUGUCAAAGCACUGUGCGCUCUCUAAGUUACUAGUCUUCAUAUUCAUAUAUCUUGAAUUAAUUACAUUUUUUUUGUUUCUUUUUAUUUCCACCCCCAAAAACCUCCCCAAGUGUUAAUGCAAUGCACUGCAAGACUGAACACGCCUUACCUACAAUGUGGAUAUAAUAGUACCUAUCAUGACAUGUGUAUUGUACGUUUGCCAAAGAAUGGUUUGCACUGUAAUGUAUGCCUCUCGACAGUAAGAAUAAAUAAAUCAAUAAGCCACAUUUGAAUGAG